This is a messenger RNA of Nilaparvata lugens (brown planthopper), 2983 nucleotides long. RefSeq names its product apolipoprotein D. Bases 215 to 826 code for a protein of 203 amino acids. Gene Ontology annotation, molecular function: pigment binding. The record is from RefSeq and is a predicted model, not a curated record. Lineage: Eukaryota; Metazoa; Arthropoda; Insecta; Hemiptera; Delphacidae. The transcript has 5 exons.
CGGACAUCUAGCAUUCUUCCGUUCAGUGAUCAUUGAAUCUUCAUGAGUGAAGUGUGUAGACGGAAUUCUAGUGGUGAAUUGUAUGUUUAAGAUAGUGACCAGGUAGGGAGUGUAUAGUAUUCUGAUAGAUUUCAACCGAGUGAACAGUGUUUAUUAUUCUUAUAGAUUGUGACGUGUAGACAGUGGCUUGUAUUCUAAUAGAUUGUCACCAAAAAUGUAUUCAAUAUCCAGCAGUGCUACGAGGUUACUGAGCGUUCUAAUUCUAUUGUGCAUAUUUUUUGUGUCCAACACACAAUGUCAAAGACCUGGAUUUGGAAAGUGUCCCGAAUAUACGCCUGUCAAGAACUUCGAUUCAGCAAAGUUUCAAGGAGAAUGGUACGAGGUCGAGAGAUCUUUCUACAUCAUGGAAGUCGCUCAUGGCUGUAUUAAAUUCAACUUCACUCUUGAAGGAGGCUCACUGCGAAUAGCUACCCGCUCUUUGAAUAGGGUGACGGGUAAAAUGAGUACAAGCUACGGCAGGGCUAAGCCUCACUACCUGGCACCCAGCAUACUCAACUACCAGGUGGAUAACUCACUGCCUUCCUAUCUGGCGAGGAUGCUGCCUCAAAGUGGCAAGUAUCUCAUUCUCGACACUGACUAUGACAACUAUGCCAUCCUCUACUCAUGUUCUGACCUGGGAUUCUUACAUGCAGAUCUCUUAUGGGUGCUGGGCCGUAAGCAAGACCUUCCCGUCGAUUCGAGAGUGCGCGUCUACGACAAACUGUUCCAGCUGAAUAUCAACACAGACAGGCUGGUGCUGAGUCCACAGAAAAAGUGUCCUGAAUGACGACCACGUGAUAACUGAUAUGGGAACAAGAAUUUAAAAUUAUUUAUUGAACAAAAAUAAAUUCUCCUGGAACACUCAAGUGCAAACAGGAUAAGGAAACUAUCAUAGUUUCUGAACUGUGUGAAGACGUAAACUGAAUUCAAUCAGUUAUUUUAUGUAACUAAGUUAAUUAAAUUAUUGUAAUAGCGGACUUCCACAUAUUAAAUCUGAUAAGUUAAAGUGUAUGAUAUAGUGAGUACUGUACAGUGGAAAUAACCCCGGUUCAAUAUGAGUUUCAAAGCUGGAUUCAAAGACAACAAUGAUAGUGAACAGUGAAAAUAUAAUUCCCAAAAGUUGUGUAGUGAGGUCCACGUUAUAAUGGCAGUGUUUGAUUAGCAAUGGUUUUGUUAUCCUUGUAUAUCAUUCAACAAAGCAGAUAGCGCUAACUCUUUCUCGCUUUGCUCUGUUGCCAGACCGUCUUUUAACAAUGUAGAAUUAAUUAAUUAACAAAAUAUUUCAUCUUAAUCAUGAAAAUUCAUUAUGAAAUUAUUGAAAAACAUAAUUUCUUGCUCAAUAAAAUAUAAUUUAUUAUACAAAACGAAAAUGAACCGUUAAUAUUACAUCAAUAAACUUGUAUCAGCUACCGUCUAUAGAAGGCAUUGACAAGACAGAGCAUCACAACGUUUUUCUCUCAUCUUUCUCCACUGCCAUUAUAACGUGGACUUCACUCUAGGCUAAUCGGAUCAGCCUCGAGAGGCCGAAUGAAGUUAUUAGAACUUAUUGGAAUUAUAUUUUCACUGACACUGUUGUGUGAAUCGAGCUUUAUCAAUACUAUCUUGCUCGUCCGAGCUGAAUGGGAAUAGUGUCACAUUAGAACAUAUAGGAAUGAUAUUCUCAUUGUAUUGACACGUUCUCUGAUGAUAUGAUAUGAUACAAACGGGUAUCCGUUUCGAUCAGGUACAAAGUUUGUUAUGGAAGAUGUAACUGAUUUUUUAUUGAUGAUUCUCAAGUUUCUAAUCACAGAGAAAGUGAUUUAAUCUGGAUUUGUCUUUAAUUCAGAUAUAGAACUAGGUUCAAUGAGCAAUGGAAUCAUUAUUGAUUGAUACAAUAAGUACAUCAUCAAAAUGGUAGGUAGAGAAAAACUAAUGUAACCUUGUGCUAUUAAUUACUCUCCCAUUACUCUCCUAAUUUAUAUAAGGUUACACAUAGUCCGAAAUAGGUUAAAGCUGGGUUAACACCAAAGUUAUUAACAAAAAGUUAAUAACUUAUCCUUAUAAAUUCUAUUAGAUUGAACGGAACUUGACAAACAUAUAUGUUCAUCAUUUGUAUGAUAAGUUAUGUUUAAUCUAAUAGAAUCUAUAAGAAUUAAGUUAUCAACAUUUUGUUAAUAACUUUGGUGUUGACGCAGCUUUAGUCUUGUAGUUGUCUACUUCACAAAAUUUUCAGUCCUUUAUUAUUUCCACAAAGUAUUCUAUUUUUAAACUGUGUAUGGGAAUGAGAUCAUUUGAAACUGGAUGUUUAAACAUGAGAGUUUGGAACAGUAGUAGAUACUACUGAUAAUCUGUAUUUAAUUAUCAUCCUCUAUGAGCUUAUGAAAAAGAUCCAAAAUAGAUUGUAAGUUUUUGUGAAUCAAAAGAAAGAAUUGAUGGAAUAAGCUAGAUAUUCUGGUAUCAGGUUGUAUUCAAGAGAAACAAUAGUGUUUAAUCAAAAUUUUCAGAAAUGGUAGGCCUAUAGUAAAAUGGUAAACAGUACCUAAAGAUGUAUCAGUUCUUGUGACGAUUUCAAGAAGUUUCUGUAAUAAUAUGCAUCAUCAUCAAUUUAACUGAGAAACAAAUUCAUCCUUGGAUUAUUCUCUUUCACAAUUAUUCAAUAUUUAUUCAUAUAAUAUGCCAAAAAUGUAAUUUUAUAGAUAAUAAUUAUACUGUAUAAUUUAUUGUUAUUCAUUAGGUUUUAAUUUAUAUUGAUAUGUAAGUAUAUUCAAGUCAGGGUAAAAUAAUUUUGGCGUUGAAAAUCGUCGAUAGAAUCAUUUCUAUAGUUGAAAAUAUUGUAAAAUUGUUUACCGUCAUGUCAAGACAUUCUCAUAAAACAGCAUUUCAUCAGAAAUGCAAAGUAUUUCCAUCGUCAUGUAUAAUGUUUCAUUUUGUAAAUUGAUUUUAAUAAACGGUUAAAUAUCAUAUA